Knipowitschia caucasica is the source of this 375-nucleotide messenger RNA. The record is from the annotation of a GenBank genome assembly. Lineage: Eukaryota; Metazoa; Chordata; Actinopteri; Gobiiformes; Gobiidae.
AUGUGGGAGGAGUCAAAGGAUACGCGUGGGAGGAGCCAGAGGACAGGUGAUGGAGAGAAUGUGGGAGGAGUCAGUACAGGUGAGGAAGAGAAUGUGGGAGGAGUCAGUACAGGUGAGGAAGAGAAUGUGGGAGGAGCCAGAGGACAGGUGUGGGAAGGAAUGUGGGAGGACCCAACGGACAGGACCAUGGCUCUGGAGGGCAAGGUGGCGCUGGUAACCGGGGGCGCGCAGGGCAUCGGGCGCGCGGUGGUGCAGACGCUGGUCCAGAACCAGGCCCAGAUACCGGUAAUAGUGGUGUUUCUCUGGUUCGUGUUGAGUUCAGUUGUGGACAUUCUUGUCUCCGAUCUGAACGUUGUGCCUCGCAGCCUGCACUGA